GGCGCCGGCAGCCCCGUGGCCGCCACCAUGGAGCGGCCCCCCGGGGAGGCGGAAGGAGCAGGCCGGGGGCGUCCAAACUGGUCCCAGCCGAAAACGGACUCUUGGCAUCAGCUCUCGGCGGAAAUAGACCUCACCCAAGGGAUGGACACAACCAGGACGAGUUCGAGCCCGCUGAGGGGCGAGGGACACCUCUCGGAGUUGCCCUCUCUGGAGGAAGGCCCCCUGGUCUCACCGGAAGAUGGAGGGAAAGAGAAGGCGACGUUUUCCCCCUCGCUAGCUUUUGGGGACAGCGGCAUCUCUCCCCACCUCCCCCUGGCGGCAUCCUCCCCGCCCCAAGAGCCCAAGGUCUGGGACGACGACACCUCCUUCCAGCGGACCGACCUGGAUUUCGCCCCUCUGAGGGCGACCCCAGAUCAGUCGGAAAUGACCGAAGGGCACUCGAGGCCUUCGCGACCCAGCGAAGCCUUGCUCUCGGCGGCUUCGGGAGCGGCUCCGGACUUAGCGAACAGCCGUGUCAGUCUGUCGCGGCACACGCUUGCCGCUACGGGUUAUGAUGCCAGCCUCUCCCAGCACCCCUUUACUCUGCCCGGCCAAGAAGACGACGAAGGGCCCGCCUCCCCCGAGCCUGACGGCGGGCACCCGGGCCCCAGCGGAGCGGACGGUUUACGAGUCCUCGGUUCGCAGACUUCCCGGGAAGGGCAGGCCCAAACCGCCCCCGCGAGCGCGAGCCCAAAUCCCGGUGCGGGAGCCCAGGCCUAUUUCCCGGAAGAGAGGCCCGCUCCUUUCCUCCUGGGGUUGUUGGAGAAGGAAGUAGGGCUCCUCACUUCUCUGGAGGCCCCCUCUUUUUCGGGCAGAAGACCCUCGUGCGAGCCAGUCUCUCCCGGGAAUCCCGAGGAGAGCCAAGUCAGGCCGGAAGCGAGUCCUUCAGAGUCGGCGGAGACACCGUCGGUAGAGUUCGGGGAAGAACCCCCCCCGAUAUUUACCGAAGAGGAGAUGGCUCCAGAGGGCGCGUCUUCCGGGUUUUUAGAGGGACAGCCCGUUAAGAAUCCCCCCCGUCCGUCGGCGAAUUGUGGGAAAUCUCCGGAAGCUCCCCCGGCCGCCGGGGCCGAUGCUGCCGAUGUCCGAGGGCGGCCCUCCGGCCGUACUACUCGUUCCGUCGGCGGGCCCCCCGGGAAGUCCCCGGUGGCGAAGUUCCCCCGACAGCAGCAGAAGGAAGCCCCCCCGUCUUCCCCGGACCAGCCCGGCGCUAACGAACCCGCACCCCUCCGGGCGGCGACUGUCGAUUUUAGCGGGCGGGAGAUCCGGCCCGAGGGCAGCGGGGCCAAAACGUCUGCCUCAUCUGGUGACAGUUCUGGGGGGGAGAAAAAGGAAAGAGACAGUCCUCUCUGGAGUCACCCGUUCCUGGACGAGAAAUCUUUCUUCCGACGGCUGACUCGUCCCAUCCACCAGUCGACUCCUGGGCUGUCUGCAGCCAAAGCCGUCACCCGAGAAGGAGGCUUCCGGCCCCUUCCCGUCACCCCCGACCCGCAGGCCUCGCUCUCUUGUCGGAGCGACGGAACGUCCGAGAGCCCCGGCAAGCCUCCCGUCCCGAAUCGGGCCCCCCCUCCGAGUGACGGGAAUACGAACCGGGACAACUUUCCCCCCGGGGGGAUGGUCCCUCCUCUCCCGACUCUGAGUUUCCUGGAGAAGAUCGGAGCCUGGGAUACCAGGCCUCGAGAUGACAGGUCCCCUGAGGUGCCAGCCGCACCCGGCCCGUGCGGCGUCUCCGGCAGGCCGCGAGCCCGGGAGGUGAUCGCGGGGUCCUCGGGCCGCACCCUGUCCCCGGUGGGGGGCUCUCCCGUCGGUGGGGCAGAGUCAGGGAUGAGCCCGCCUGCCCGGGAAGGGAUGCCGCUUGACGCCUCCCGCCCGCGCUCGGGAGACGGAGUGGGCCAAGAGAGGCCGCGGCCCGAAGCCGCUGACGUCCCGAGCCGCGGCGACGGCAGGGCCGGCCCGUUAGGACUCCCUGACGUCACGAGCGACGAGGCUGAGGGCCGAAGAUCCGGGCUCGGCGUUCCCGGGUCCGCUCCCUGGGCAGAUCCGGGAAAGACCGGCGGAGCCCGGGCCUCGGGGCGGGAUGCCGGCCCGUCUGAGGAGAGAGGCGUCGAAGCGCUCGGGGGUGACGGACGAGAGGAGCGCAGCCUGCGCCGAAACGGCUCCGAACCGUCCCGUGGCCCAGAUGUUUCCGCUGGUCUCCUCCCCGUGAACCGAUUUGGCGCCGUUUUCCCGGAGGACGGCGUGAACCGUCCGGCACCUCUGCCCGCGAGCGCUGGGGCGGUCGAGGUCGCCGCCACCUCCGUCCCAGUGGCCCCCGAGCCGUCGGUUGACAGUUUAGGAGCCGAGGAGAUCUGCUCGCCCUCUCCUCCGCAGACACCAACCGAGAGGGAACUGAACAUCGAAGAUCGAAUACCCGUUUACCUUCGUAACCUCGGCAUCGACCAGUCGCCUUCGAGCAUCUUGACCCCCUUCGUUCCCCGAGGGCCGAUCCGGGAGCCGGAGUUCUCCCCCUCGGAAUUCAGCGCGUCGAGGCUCUCCUCCGACGCUCUCCGGAAGACUGUCGCGGCCUCUGGAGGAGGCUCCCCGCAGACAGCCGGAAUGUCUCAGUCCAGCUCCGUCUCCGGCACCUCCGUCCUCGAUGCGUCCAUCCCCUCGGAUUCGGACACCGGCCCCGAUUCUCCAUCACCCCAGCUCGACGGACGAUCCCCCUCAGAGACCCCCAUCAAUCAGCGCAGCGACUUCUUCCGGCAAGCCGCCGACCGGACGUCACCCGCCGAGGAUCCGGGCGGACGCCGUUGGGGGGCUCUACCGCCGCUCGAGCCGCCCGCCCGGGGAGACGCGACGGCCCCCUCCGCCGCCCGCCGUCACGGAGAGAGCCCCGGGCCCGUGGCGGAACGUGUCCGGGCUCUAAUCGAUUCGUUGGGCUUGAGGGACUGCGACCUCAACUCUAAGGAUGCCCCUUCUCGUCUGCUCUUCGCCAGUCUUUUCGCGACGGGAGCGAAAGACGGGUCCCCGUCGCCUGACGUGAAGCCUCCGGGUGGUUGGGAAAAGCGGGGUGUUGGAAAUCCCCCCGCCGUCGGAUCCGCGACCCUCAAAGAGGUCAGGACGCUCCUGGCGGAGGCGGAGGACGAAGUCCUGAAGAGGUUCGAUCCCGUCCCUCACCUUGUCCCUUUCAGAGAGCUCGGGGAUUUUUCAACAGCCUCACUCGAAGAUCCGGUCCUCCCCCGGGACUCGUCCUUUGCCGAGGAAACCGGGGGGGCCUCGCCACCUGCGGGAUCGCCGCCGUGGAAUGAAAGCCUGGCCGCCGACAUCGCGCGGGAGGAAGCCAACCCGCUGAAGAUGCCCUGCUCCCUCAGGCGAGAGGGCCGUCGGGAGCCCCUCGUCGGCCGGACCCCGAUCGAGAGGACGGCCUCGCGGGAGGGAUUCGAGAGGAAGACUAGAAUGGCCUCGGAAGAGACCCCCGGGCAGUAUGAGGCCACCAAAUCUCCGCGGAGAUGUGAGCCAGAAGGCUGCAGCGGGGCCACCGGCGCUAAAACGGUCCCGGCGGUCCCGGUGGGCGGGGCGGAGGCCGAUUCGGAGGCCGAUUCGGAGGCCUCAGGGACUCGAGGGCCUCUGCGGCUCGUCCCCAGACACCCUCCCCCUGGCCCGGCCCGGGUGAACGUGACAGGAGAGCCCGGGGCGGAGAGCGACGGGGGCAGCGGUAGCAGCGGAGACUCUUUGGCCGCCCGAGUCCGGAAACUCCUGCGGAACGAAACCCCGGGGAGCCGCGCUCCUUCACUGCGCCCGGAGGACGUGAAAAGCCCCGUUGGAUCGCUCGCCUGGGGGAAAUUGCAUCCGAGCAGUCUAGAGCUGACCGAAGAGGACAGGAGAAGAGUAGAAGCGAUCAGGUCCCAGCUGCUCUUGACCGAGAGGAACAGCGGAUUUGGAGAGAGUCCCCGGAAGGGAGGCUUCCUAACCGCGACUGCCGAACGGCCUCGGGUGAGGAGCCGGACACCUACCCCUCCAGAGCGGGGUACAGGCCAGGCCCCGGGAUCUCGGGGGGCUCAGCCCGUCAGCUGCGGCGACCGAUCCGGAGCCAGCGACCCCGAGUUCAGAACGUGGACAUCCAUGCCCUCUCCCGGCCACCGCCCACCUCAGACCCCCGCAGCCGACACCGUGAGCCCCGGCACCGGGCUUCGGACGCCAUUCUGUGAAGAGGACGACGGCCGGCUGUCGAGGGCCGCCGGGGAAAGGUCCACCCCGCCGCAGGUGGGGGCCCUUGACCCGGACGGCCCGUUCCCGGGAGCCUCCAAGCGGAUCACGUCCAUCACUUUCGCCUCUCGCAGGCGUUCCAAGUCCUUCUCAGGUUCACCCCCUGGCAAGAACCCGCUUGCCGCAGAGUCUCUGGGAGGCUUCGGCUCUCUUCCCACCGAAGAAGAGAGACAAGGCGAUGAGGAGGAGGCCCUCUACCCCGCUUCGAGCAGAAGGCUGAGCCGUUCCCUAGAGAGAGGCCUGAAUUUCUCCUCGGAGAGCGAUAAGCUGUCCCGUGAGGUGGCCUGGGACGUCGAAGACUCUCGCCGGAAGAGCCAUCUGUCGGCGGCGGCGGAUCUUGGGGCUUGGGAAGCCGGGCCUGGGCCCGGGCUAGGAGGGGGCGGUUAUGAGGGAAUUCAGUCUCCCCUGAGAGAUGUCUUUUGGCGGACGGGAGGAAUCUACAGCGUUGACAGUGAUACGGAGACAAGUGCGGGUCUGGGCCUCCCCGCCGAGAGCCCUCGGGGGUCAACAGAGCCUCGUUGGGGCCACGGAGUCCCGGCCACAGAUCAGAAGAGGGAAAGUCCCAGCCGAUUUCCACAGACUUUUCUUACAAACCACGCGUGUGUCGGGGGAGAAGACAAACCCUAUUUUCCUCCGGAAGUCACGCAGGCAGACUCCAGCAGUGCCGUUCCCCCAUCCUCUCCAGCUCAGGGGGCAGGCGUCACGCCCGCCUCUUGCCCGUCUCCAACCCGGAAAGCCCUCUCGUGCGUCCGCAUAACGCUCUCCCCGCAAAGCGCCAAUUCCCAAACGGCGGCCGGCGCCUCAGUUCAGAGAGCAGGCGCGUCGGUUGCCGGGGCCCGAGCGCGACCGAGUGACCGAUUCGAGCUCAGUCCCGAGGCCGGGUUUUCAAAGGCUCCUUCGCUAGCGUCCACCUCCAAACUGCUGACCGCUCACCCUCCACCACACGCCCAAACAACCGGAGGUUUCCCUCCUCCGAAAUCCGCCGGGCCGUCUCCUCUUCCGGACGGGCUGGCCGCCACCCAGGAGCUGGACCGAUCGUAUUCCGGUAAGAGCCAGGCGGGACCCGUUUCGAGACGGACCCAAGUGGAUAUUUCCGAUUCGAUCGGGCAUCCCGCCCGUCUCUCCGAGGACCUCGGGACGGCCGCUUCUCCCCCCACCGGGAGACCGUCGUCGUCCGACGCCAUCACUCAGAUAACAACGGAGAGCCCGGAGAAGACCACGUUCUCGGCCGAGAUUUUCGUGAACGGCGAGGCGGGCGAAAGCGCCCUCCCCGAGCCCCCUCGCCGGAAGGUACAGGGCCCCCCAAAUCCGCCGCCGCCGUGGUCCCCGAACCAGUUCGCCGCUCCUCGAGGGCCAGACGGUGAGAGAAUGGAAUCGCACGCUCGCUGUCUAGAUCAGCGUGGGUUUCCUCCGGGUGACCCCCCAAAUGUUCAGCCCUUACUCCUGCCAUACAAGCCUUCCAGAAGUGCGGCCAUGUACUAUGUUCCCCACCCGAAGGAAAUUCCCAGGUACCCCCGGACCACUUCGGAGUCCACCAGUGAGAGCACUCACUCAGGGUCCAACGAUGCUGUGGCUCCGGAAUUCCCGGCUGAAGCGCUCGGCCGGAGGGACGAGAGUCUGUCAGGCGUCGGAGCCGGGAAACACGAAGAGGGAAUUUACAGUAAGAGGGCCAGACCGAGGGUUGCCUGGGCUGAAGGGAAAACGACCUUCCAGGAAGCCACUGCAGAGUCCCACGAGCGUUUCGGCCUCGCCGACCCGCCCCGUCCCACCCUCAGGCCUGCUCAAUUUUCCCUUCACCCAUCAGCGUGCGGAGAGCGCGAUCCCGACUUGGGAUCUCCGGAGCCCCCGGGAAAGGGUGCCGGUCGGCCACCUGGGAGAGAAGACUUCUUUCCGUUUCGCCCGGCCGGAGAGCGGGACGAACCUGGCCUCUCUCCCCUGUACCGAGGGCCCAGAGAGGAGGACAGGUUCUCGCCGUUGAGGGCCGAGCCGGAUCACGGCCGGACGGAGAGUCCCGGAUUCCAGGUGGCUCUGGGGAGGGGACAGUCGAGGCAGGCCGCUCAGAAGGCCAACGGUGACCCCGGAGCCGGUCUCUCCGUGAGCCGUCCCCCGGGGGACGAGGAGACGGGCCGAGAUGCCACCCGGCACCCCGACGGCGAGGGCGACCUCUGGACCAGAUUUCCGGAGCGCCAGGAGGCCCCCCGGCUUCCCCAAUCCAGCCGCUGGUCGGAGCCGUCCCUGGUGGAGCGGCUGGAGCGCCUGGCCAGACUCCUCCGGAUUCCCAACUGGAAUUCUCUCCUGCUCCCCGAAGGCGAGCGGGAAGACCCCAAAGGGUGGCCAGGUGACGGGGGACGGGGGCAGAGGCGCGGUCCCCGGGAGAAGCAGCGGCCCAGGAAGGAGGGGGAAGGCCUAGACGUCCCCCCCGGACCCAGCGGGGCCUAUUUGACGCCCGGGCCGUGGAGAGACCCUCGCCCCGAGGCCCAGAGGGCCUGCUCCCCACAGAGCAAGCAGGCCCCGCCGCAGUGGCCAGACUCAGACGUCGCGAGCGGCGCCUCUCCUCACCCGGGGAGCGUCGCCUCGCCGUCGGACCAGGCCUCCCGGGCCGGGACCGAGGCCCUCACCGAGGCGAGCGCUUCCGUCUCCUCCAUCGACACGGCCCGGCUGGUCAGGGCCUUCGGGCCGGAGAGGGUGUGCGUGUCGCCCAGGCUGUCCCAGCUUUACCGCGCCAUCAGCCGGCAGAAGACUCACCCGGGGCGGGCGGGGAGACGGCGGGGAACGGCCGCCGACGCCCAGCACCCCAAAAUGGCUUCCGAGCGCGGCAGAGGUCGAGAAGGGACGGAGGUAGGGUACGCGACUUCCUCCGCCUCGGUUUCCACGCUGAGCUGGGGGCCGAGCUCUGCCCUCAGAAAAAAACGAAGCGUCCAGAUGCAUCACAAGAGCGUUCAAGUGGGGGACUUGGAAAUCGUGAACAGCGCCACCAAGAAGAACACGCGCGACGUAGGCCUGACAUUCCCCACGCCCAGGUCGGGCCCGGAGAGGCCGAGGGUGGGCUGGAGCCUGGCCGGAACCGCUUUCCCACGUUCCGGGCCCGGGGGUUCGCCACAGCCAGGAGACGGAAGGGAUGCGAAGAGGCCGGCGGACGUGGGGGACAGAAAGAGCAGGAAGAGCAGAUGGCAUCCACCAGAGGGCCUCUCCUGGUUCGUCCCGGCCGAAAGCGUGAAAGCGGACGCGAGGAAAGAGAACCGGGCCGGCCCCGGCCCCGCCUGGUUCGAGCCGCUGACCGGCGCAAAGCCGUGGAGAGAGCCCCUGCGGGAGAAGAACUGGCAAGAACUGGCCGAGCUCAGCAGGGCGAUGGCCGGAGUCCGGCCCGCUGCCCCGUGGUCGGGAAGGGACGAGGGGCAGGAGGCCCCGAAGCCCUUUGUGAAGGCCUCCCUGCAGGAAUCCCUCGCCCUGCACCGCCCCGAUUUCAUCUCCCGCUCCAGGGAACGCGUGAAGCAGCUCAAGUCGGUGACGGCGCAGAGGAAACUGCAGCGGGCGUUGCUGAGGGAACGAGACGAGUUCUUCGGCUCCUCCGAUCACUGGCGAGGCUGCCGGGAUGCCAGUUGCCCGUUGUCUGUCAGAGGUUUCCUGAUGGCUCAGAAGAGGAUAAUCCCAAAGAAGGAGAUGCUUCAGCGAUCCAAGCGCAUCUACGAGCAGCUCCCGGAGGUGCGGAAGAAGCGAGAGGACGAGAAGAGGCGAGCGGAAUACAGCUCCUACCGGCUCAAGGCCCAGCUGUACAAGACGAAAAUCACCAAUCGGGUCUUGGGAAGAAAGGCCUCGUGGGAGUGACGACAAGAAACAAUCCCUCUCCAAAGGGAUAUUUGUCCCUGGGGUUCAGCACUGAUCUAGGGGUGAACAAUCUGUGUUUUUAUGUGCUGUGCGGAUGUGUGUUUUGGGAGAUCGAUUGCGUCCGUGUUUCUCUAGGCAGGGGUCGAUUCGAUGGUAAUAAUCAAGGAUGGUCAGGUUAGAAGGGGGAACCUAGGAGGAGGGAAAGAAAGACACCGUCUCCUUUGUGUCGGGUUUGUCACGGUAAUUCUGCCUUGUGGUUUCCAGCCUUAAACUGAGCCCCUUUUUGUACGUUUUUAUACUUCUCGAAAAGAAAUUAAAUGACGUUUGACCGACCUGGA
This is a messenger RNA of Ornithorhynchus anatinus (platypus), 8447 nucleotides long. RefSeq names its product ALMS1 centrosome and basal body associated protein (gene ALMS1). Gene Ontology annotation, biological process: regulation of centriole replication. Gene Ontology annotation, cellular component: centrosome; cytosol; centriole. The record is from RefSeq and is a predicted model, not a curated record. The transcript is spliced from 18 exons. NCBI's taxonomy places the organism in Eukaryota, Metazoa, Chordata, Mammalia, Monotremata, Ornithorhynchidae. The coding region runs from base 28 to 8109 and encodes 2693 amino acids.